Messenger RNA from Rotaria sordida, 1131 nucleotides. The record is from the annotation of a GenBank genome assembly. Lineage: Eukaryota; Metazoa; Rotifera; Eurotatoria; Philodinida; Philodinidae.
AUGGAUAAUGAAGUAUUGAUUACAAAUCAACCGAUUGUUAUUGAUAAUGGUUCCGGUAUGAUUAAAGCUGGUUUUGCUGGUGAUCCAAUACCAAAAAUAAAUUUUCCAAAUUAUGUUGGUCGUCCAAAACAUGUACGUGUUAUGGCUGGUGGUUUAGAAGGUGAUAUAUUUAUAGGACCUAAAGCUGAAGAAUAUCGUGGACUUUUACAUAUUGCACAUCCAAUGGAACAUGGUAUUGUACAAGAUUGGAAUGAUAUGGAAAAAAUUUGGACAUAUAUUUAUUCAAAAGAUCAAUUAAGAUCAGCAUCUGAAGAACAUCCAGUUUUAUUAACAGAAGCUCCAUUAAAUCCAAGAAAAAAUCGUGAAAAAGCAGCAGAAAUAUUUUUUGAAACAUUUAAUGUACCUGCUUUAUUUAUUUCAAUGCAAGCUAUACUUAGUUUAUAUGCAAGUGGAAGAACGACAGGUGUUGUACUUGAUUCAGGAGAUGGCGUUACACAUGCUGUACCUAUUUAUGAAGGAUUUGCUAUGCCACAUAGUAUACUUCGAAAUGAUGUUGCUGGUAGAGAUGUAACACGUUAUUUAAAAUUAUUAUUAAGAAAAGAAGGUUAUACAUUUAAAACAACAGCAGAAUUUGAAAUAGUUAAAAAUAUAAAAGAACGUGUAUGUUUUUUAUCACCAACAGUACAAAAAGAUGAAACAAAUCAAGGUGAUAAAUCACAAUUUACAUUACCUGAUGGAACAUCUAUUGAACUUGGUACAAGUCGCUAUCGAGCACCAGAAGUUCUUUUUAAUCCUGAAUUAAUUGGAGAAGAAUGCGAAGGUGUACAUGAAAUAUUAUCUGGUUCAAUUCAAAGAUCCGAUAUGGAUUUACGACGAACACUUUAUCAAAAUAUUGUUCUUUCUGGAGGCUCCACACUAUUUCGAGGUUUUGGUGAUCGUUUACUUGGUGAAUUAAAACGAAUAGCACCUAAAGAAGUUAAAAUAAAAAUUUCUGCGCCACGUGAACGUCUCUAUUCAACAUGGAUUGGUGGUUCAAUUUUGGCUUCACUUGAUACAUUUAAAAAAAUUUGGGUAACAAAACGUGAAUAUGACACUGAAGGUGCUAAAGUAAUUCAUCGUAAAACAUUUUAA